GGAGAGUGAAAAAGAGAAGAGACAGAGAGAGGAAAGGAGAGACGCAGCUACAAAACCAGGGAAUUUUGCCGGUGAGUGAGAAGUUUCCUCUGCUUGCUCGGGUCGGUCUCGUGUCUGGAUCAGGUGCUCAGGACGGCAGCGGCGCUCCGGGGCACAGGGGACGCCGGGGGAACACUUUAAAGUGAAGCAGACAACAGGAUGAGCGUGUGAGCCGUCUGUCCCUCCGUCUCUCCGUCUGUCGAUCCGUCAUGAAGUCCAACCCCACGCCGUCCCACCAGCUCCGACACACACCCUGACCGAGACACCCAGCGGAGCCUCAGCACCGACGCGUCCACGAGAGGAAGCUGUGUGUAACACUCACGGACAAACCAUGGACUCUUCAAACCAACCACCACACCUGGGCGUCCACAAUGUUCCCUGCUAGUCUUCUGGUUCUGAUGACCCUGCUGCUACCUCCAGCCUUGUCAGGUCACCAGGGGGAUUCCGGUUACUCUGAUGGGAACCCAGGAAUAUCUCUACAGCCCAGUUUGGCCCAGAUCAUCCAGAAUGUCCUCUUGACCCGACUGGGCCUACAGUCUUAUCCUAACCCUCGCCAAGGAGCAGUGGUACCUCAGUAUCUCUUGGACCUCUAUCGCUUCCAUACUCAGCAGUACCACCUAGUAGAAGAUCCAGAGUUCAGCUUCCCUGUGGAGCAUGUACAAGGUGCCAACACAGUCCGCAGUUUCCACCAUGCAGUGUCUUCAGACCUUCACGACCCUGUUGGGAGGAGUGACAGGAUCCAUAUAGCAUUUAACCUGUCCUCUUUACCUCCCUACGAGAAUGUGGUCUCAGCAGAGCUGCGCUUUCUGCGUGGAGGAGCACGCCGGGCUUCAAAUCCUCACAUCGUCAGCCUGUAUGUCUCUGGUGGCGACUCUGAGCCCAAACUUCUGCAUUCACGGCAGCUAGUUAGAGAGUCCUCGGGGUCUUGGGAGGCCUUUUCUUUGAAUGCAAAACUGUUUCAGCAGUUAGAGACAAUGACCUUUAUCUUGGAAGUGAGCGCAGAGAAUAGCAGUCACACUGUGGAGGACAUGGACUCAGAGGGACACUUGAGAGUGCGCCGGUCUGCAGGUGAAGACGACUACAGCUGGGCACGGCAGAGACCGCUACUGGUCACUUACAGUCAUGACGGACGCAGUGAACCACUCGUUCCAUUUGGAAAGAAGAAAAACCCCAGGGGUAGGAGGGGAGGUAACAGGGCUAAAAAGCUCAAAGGCCAGGGGUCGCAGGUAAGCUGGCGUGACAUCUGGACAGACAAACGGGUAAAGAGAAAUAACGGAGGUCGAGCAGCAAAGCUGAAACGCCUGUCCCGCUCUCGAUGCCGCCGCCAUCCCCUCUACGUGGACUUCACGGAGGUUGGGUGGAAGAAAUGGAUAGUAGCACCAUCAGGUUACGAUGCCUUCUUCUGCCUGGGCGAGUGCCGAUUUCCUCUCAGUGACCACAUGAACUCGUCCAGCCACGCCAUGGUGCAGACCCUGCUGAACUCGGUUAACGGAGCUGUGCCUCGAGCCUGCUGUGUGCCCACAGCCCUCAGUCCCAUCGCACUUCUGUAUCUGGACCAGGAAGACCGUGUGGUCCUGAAAAACUACCAGGAUAUGGUGGUGGAGGGCUGCGGCUGCCGGUAGCAAGGGACAGACAAAAAGGCAAAAAGCAUGAAAACCAGGAAGAGCAAGCAGAUGGAAAAGAAGUAUCACAUUCUACAGGUCCUUAAAGGAACCAAAACCUCUAGAUCCAAGCUUCAAGUUUCUGUCCAGCUGUGGUACAUUUCUUUGUUCACAGAGCAGCGCAAGUCUGAUUUAUUUCUUAUAUCCCACUUUUACAUUCUGGGGGCUGAAUAUAUGUUCGUGCAUCCACGAUGCAUCAAAGCUCAUUUUACAAAGCUGUAGCUAAUCACUAAUUGAGUCACUCAUUAAUACAUGAGCAGAAUGUGCCAUCAGGUCCACGUCUGCAUGUCCAAAAAGUCCAUGUUUAUAUAAAGACAUGCAUUUUUUUUAUUAUCCCACACUGCUCUUGUGUCUUGCCUUGCUUUUAAAUUGUCUACAUUUUCUCUUUUCUAAUGUUAAGAUUGAUGAGGACAUUCAUUUUCCCCUUUGUACCUGCUUCCCAUACUCUCCAACCAGGGCUGAGUUCCCUAAAAAAAAAUCACAAAGUUAACAUUAUCUUCAGUGAGAGAGAGAGAGAGAGAGAGAGAGAGCACAGCGUGAUGCUCACUCCACCAUUCAGUCUUGAUCCUAAUAAAACGUAAUAAAACGCAGAUUAUUUAAUUCCAACAGACUAGCAGCGUCAUUGAACCCACUGUGACUCUGACCGGACAGUUAUUAAGCAUGAAUCAGUAAAAUGCUGUAAAUACAUCAUUCCGCUCCACACACACUCACGUAGCUGCUUAUGUUAAUGUUCGUGGUCUUUAUUUAUCCUCUGAGCUUCACAUGACCACAUGAGGGGAAAAACCUCCAGCUUGCGUGACCUUUCAUUUGAGAUGAGGGUCCUGAUGCACGGCUCUGGUCUCACAUGGACCUUUUGUUUGUUCAUAACACAGAACACAUCACGUUAAUAACGAACUCGUAAUCAAGGCCUAUAAAUCUGAUUUGAGCUGCUCGUAUCAACAAAGACCAUGUCUGUGUGUCUUGUUCAUGUCUGUGUGUCCUGAGUGUUGUCCUGAGUGUUGUCCAGUGUGUUGUCCAGUGUGUUGUCUUGGUCAUGACUCGUACAGCUUCCUGUCCUGUGAUGUAAAAAUCGGUCUCUGUUUGUCUGUGCUGUUGUGUACUUCCUGUUCCUGUUUCGCGCCUUCUCCUUCCCCCCCUCUGGAGCUUCUAAAGGACACAGGAUGCUUUAAAGGACUUUAAAUGAAGCCAGGUUCAAUAGUAAUGAAUCAUAUACCAGUGGAUGUGCGGAAUUCGCAGAAAAGACUGAAACACAAGCACUUCUCACCCGACAAUGUCUCAAUAAGGCUGACACGAAGAUUUGAUCAGUAACUAUGCUAUUUUUAAAUGUAUCUGUGUUAUUAUUAUUAUUAUUAUUAUUAUUAUUAUUAUUUAUGGUCUUAUUUUAAUUUACUUUGCCGUCACAAGAAACAUCACAGUUGGUAAACAAAUACUAUCUUAUUGAGAAUCUAAUUUAAAAGAGCAUAUAAAUAUAUAUCUAUCUGUGUAUCUAUUUAAAAAAGCUGAUACUGAUAUUUAAUCUUGGCAAAUAUUGCAGAUUCUCACAAACACACUGAAGGUCACGUUCAUUGUCGUCGUAGUUUCCCAUAACGUCCAGCUGUUAAACAGCAGCUCGCGCUCGGCUACAGAAUCACGUGAGUGUGUUACAGUGAAACGGCUCACAUUAAAUCAACCAUCUGUCUUUAAAAAAAAGAGUGAAAUACUUCACGUGGAGGAAAAGAUAAAGUGCAGGAUGUUCUGAUGAUCUCCUGAUUAACGCUUCUCCACCGCGAUGCCGCCGAGCUGCUUUUACACAACCGUCUGUGGAAUGUCUGAUGUCUGAAGAUGUGAAAUGCAGCAAAAAUAAACAAAAAUAAACAGAAAGCUGAUCUCUCACACA
Messenger RNA from Clarias gariepinus (North African catfish), 3576 nucleotides. It is a transcript of the gene bmp16, whose product is annotated as bone morphogenetic protein 16. Gene Ontology annotation, cellular component: extracellular region. Gene Ontology annotation, biological process: BMP signaling pathway; SMAD protein signal transduction. Lineage: Eukaryota; Metazoa; Chordata; Actinopteri; Siluriformes; Clariidae. Gene Ontology annotation, molecular function: cytokine activity; growth factor activity. The record is from RefSeq and is a predicted model, not a curated record. The transcript has 3 exons. The coding region runs from base 411 to 1661 and encodes 416 amino acids.